AAAGAGAAUCUCAGAAGAUAUCUAAUUCUAUCCUCUCUGAUGUCAGAGCAUUGCAACUCUCGGCACUUCUCAUGGCUGAUGAAAUCUUGUUUACCAAAUCCCUCCGACGCCAAAUCACUCGUUCCGAUUCACCAACCGUCGGCGAAUCUUUCUACAACGAUAGCUUCUCUACCUGACGAUUUGCUCCUCGAAUGUAUCUCCAGAGUCCCUUCCUCUUCGAUNCCAAAUUUAAUUAAAAGCAAAGUGCAUAAAACUUCACAGGCAGAGCGAACACAGAGACAUGGAGGGAUGGUGAAGUUUCCGUGGACCGUCAUCCCUGGUCUGGNCGGUGGUUCGGAAGUCGCGGCCGCGGUUGAAGAGUACGAUCCUGAGUUGAAUCGGUGGGAAGUUGUGACUCAAUCGGCGAGGAAGAGAUACGGUUGCAUCGGAGCAGCUGUUGACGGAGUUUUUUAUGUCAUCGGUGGUUUGAAAAUUGGGAAUGAGACUUCACGCGCGGUUGCGGCGCGUGCUUACGCUAGCUCUAUGGAUCUUUUCGAUGUGGAAUCGCGUCAGUGGUUGAGGAGUCGUUCCGUUCCUGGCGGUGGAUGUGUUGUGGCGGCGUGUGCGGCGGUUGGAUAUGUGUACGUGUUAAGCAGCCACGCCGUGGAGCUUUCGUUCUGGCGAUUUGACGCGCGUCGUCGCGGCGGUAACAGCGGGUUCGGAGAAUGGCGGAGGCUGAAAAGUCCGCCGUUGCCGGCUCAAGUGCGGUUAGACGGAACGGUGAGGUUUAGCUGUGUUGGAGUGGAAGAUAAAGUGGCGGUGGUACAGGUGGUGGGAUGCAUUGACGAUUUGCUCCGGCGAAGUGGGAGGAGUGAGCGAGGGCUGAGAGAGAGCCUUGUGUUGAUGUACGAUACGGUGGAUGGAGAGUGGAGAAGAGCGGCGGAUCUACCGGAGAUGAUUACACGCGCCGCAUGUGCGUGUGUGGAGUGGUAAGAGUGGAGACAACGGCGCAGGAUUAAUAAGGCUAACGUACGCGGGAUAUAUUAAAGUGGACAAAAACAAACUCAUUAUUGGAUUGGUGCACAUGUUUACUCAUGAAAAGCAUACAGCGUCUUGGGCUCUCAGUGACCUUAUUGGCUCUUUUGCUUUCCCAAUAGAGAGAAACAAAACUUUUUAUCUCUUUGGAUUUGAACUUUAGAUUAAUUGUGUGUAUUCUUAAUUUUAAUUUGGAGAGAGAGUAAUCAAUUACUACUACAUUAACAAAUUAAAUUCACAAAACAAUUAUUUA
Messenger RNA from Camelina sativa (false flax), 1267 nucleotides. The record is from RefSeq and is a predicted model, not a curated record. NCBI's taxonomy places the organism in Eukaryota, Viridiplantae, Streptophyta, Magnoliopsida, Brassicales, Brassicaceae.